CUAGUCAUGUUUUGUAGGUAUGCGAAUCAGGUAAUACAGAAAAAGAUAAGAGAGAAUACUUACCAUGCUUCCUCCCGUCUUAGGUUGUGGACAAAAUUCGGCAAACUAACACUUACAGAACUGAAAGGAUUUUUGGCAACAAUUUUCAAUAUGGGUAUUAUUAGGAAACCAACUAUCGCAAUGUAUUGGGUAAAGAGAAGUAGUCAGUCAACAAUAUGGUUUAGGAAAAUAUUUUCUAGGAAUCGCUUCCAAUUGAUUCUCCGUUUUUUUCAUCUAGUUGACAACCGCAAAACGCCACAGAGGAACUCCGAGCACUAUAAUCCUGCUGCCUGGUUUAAACCCCUUGUUGAUCACGCAAACAUGCAAUCUAAACGAUACUAUACACCCAACAGAGAACUGUCUAUCGAUGAAUCUCUUGUCGGAACAAAGGCUAGAACUGUUAUGACACAGUACAUACCGACUAAAGCCCACAAAUUUGGAAUUAAGUUAUGGAUGCUCGUGGAAGCUACAUCAGGAUAUAUAAUUCAUUUUUUACCUUACCGCGGAAAGCGUUAUGACCCCGUACCGGCUGAUGAUACACAAGGAAGUCAUAUAGUAAAAAAAUUAAUGACAGAAGCCAACUUAUUAAACAAGAAUUAUCACAUCUUCUGUGAUAAUUUUUUCACAUCUAUUCCGCUUGUAAGGCACCUAAGAACGCUCAGAACUUAUUUUACCGGAACCCUCCGUGCGAACCGUCAAAUGCCGCAGUUACUCCGGAACCCUCAGCUGCGGGAGAACGAGUCUCUAUUUAUUCGCCAAAGAGAACUCAUGUGCGUUGCCUAUAAAGAAAGGCAAAACCGCAAAACGGUCCGCUUCGUCACAUCUGCUGUAAAAGCUUCUGCACCGGCACACGGACAUAAACCAGUUGUAUCCUCCAUUUACAGCAAAAACAUGGGUGGAGUUGACUUAAAUGAUAUGAUGAGUGGCAUAUAUGAUGAUAAGAGAAAAACAAAAACAAUGUGGAAAAGGCUUGCAAUCAACAUUUUUCACCGAAUGGUACUAAACGCUUACAUACUAUAAACAAAAAACACUGACGGAAAAUUACUUUCAAGGUUAGAGUUUAUUCAAUCGGUUAUUGACGCCCUCGCAACUGAACAAAUAGAACACAGACAACAUAGGGAUAGAAAUGCACAAGCCGCACACCAACCGCAGAGG
This is a messenger RNA of Mytilus californianus (California mussel), 1194 nucleotides long. Its product is annotated as piggyBac transposable element-derived protein 4-like. Lineage: Eukaryota; Metazoa; Mollusca; Bivalvia; Mytilida; Mytilidae. The record is from RefSeq and is a predicted model, not a curated record. Bases 7 to 1059 code for a protein of 350 amino acids. The transcript has a single exon.